This is a messenger RNA of Dipodomys spectabilis (banner-tailed kangaroo rat), 1140 nucleotides long. RefSeq names its product vegetative cell wall protein gp1-like. The record is from RefSeq and is a predicted model, not a curated record. Lineage: Eukaryota; Metazoa; Chordata; Mammalia; Rodentia; Heteromyidae. Bases 1 to 1140 code for a protein of 379 amino acids. The transcript has 2 exons.
AUGGCCACACAGCUCGCCUCCUGUGGGGUGGACAGCAGAGAAGGACUCUCUGGGGACCAGGGCCACGCCGGGGCAGAGAGGAAGGGCAAAGAGGGAGGCAGAGGAGGAGGAAAGGGCAAGCAGGAAGGGGGCUCCUGUUUGGGGGCCUCGGGUGGGGGUGGGGUAGAAGACCUGGGUCUCAAUUCGAAGCCCCCACCCCAGGGAGAAGAAGUGCUGAGUCACCCUGGUCCCCAAGCACGUGCCUGGGUCGGCCGGGGUCCCUCAGCCCGGCGCCCCUCAGAGCGCCUCUGGACCCCGCAGAGCCCCUCCGGACCCCGCAGAGCCCCUCCGGACCCCGCAGAGCCCCUCCGGACCCCUCAGAGCCCCUCCGGACCCCUCAGAGCCCCUCCGGGCCCCGCAGAGCCCCUCCGGACCCCGCAGAGCCCCUCCGGACCCCGCAGAGCCCCUCCGGACCCCUCAGAGCCCCUCCGGAUCCCGCAGAGCCCCUCCGGACCCCUCAGAGCCCCUCCGGACCCCUCAGAGCCCCUCCGGACCCCGCAGAGCGCCUCCGGACCCCGCAGAGCCCCUCCGGACCCCUCAGAGCCCCUCCGGACCCCUCAGAGCGCCUCCGGAUCCCUCAGAGCCCCUCCGGACCCCGCAGAGCCCCUCCGGACCCCUCAGAGCGACUCCGGACCCCGCAGAGCCCCUCCGGACCCCGCAGAGCCCCUCCGGACCCCGCAGAGCCCCUCGGACCCCGCAGGCCGGCGCCCCGCAGGCCCGCGUCUGCGCAGCCCGCCCGUGGGCCGCACCGCGCCCGCCCCUCCCCGGGAGGCCGGCGCCCACGGAGGCCCCCCGCCGUCCGCCCUGCAGACCCCGGGCCCCUUCAGCCACGAGCCCCGGGGCGCGGCAGCGCUGCCGGGCUGGGGACAGGGCGCCGCCCCUCCUGCCCCGAGUACCAGGCGGCCAGGUCCUCCGGCGGCCUCAGCCCGCGCUCUGCCCGAGGCCGCACAGACCGCGCGGCCCGGGCUCCCGCCACUGGCGCCCCCUGGCGCCCGCCGCCGCGGCUCCCACUCGGGCCACAGGGGGCGCCCUUCCCCGCGGGCCCAGGAGGCCUGGGAUUGGUGCAGACGCUGCCCGUUGCUGGCGCUGGCCCGGCUGUGA